Molecule: messenger RNA, 2490 nt
Organism: Lithohypha guttulata
Lineage: Eukaryota; Fungi; Ascomycota; Eurotiomycetes; Chaetothyriales; Trichomeriaceae
Exons: 1
Coding region: 1-2490 (829 amino acids)
Biological process (GO): positive regulation of transcription by RNA polymerase II
Cellular component (GO): nucleus
Molecular function (GO): transcription cis-regulatory region binding; zinc ion binding; DNA-binding transcription factor activity, RNA polymerase II-specific
Source: RefSeq, a predicted model, not a curated record
AUGGCAUCCCUGCUGGAUAUCUCGCACGUGGCGAUCCCUCAAUCAACGACGAACCCACGCAAGAGGAAGAAGCGAGCUUCGGUGGCUGGUGCUUCAGCGGACUGCUUCAGAUGCGCACAACGGAACACUACCUGUGAUCGCAGGCGGCCCUAUUGUUCUCGAUGUCUUGAAUCAGGUGAAGACUGCUCAGGUUACAAAACACAAUUAACUUGGGGGGUGGGAGUCGCCAGUCGUGGAAAAUUGCGAGGACUAUCCCUGCCGAUCGCGGGUACACAACAAACUACACCGUUCACUUUAGGACAGAAGACAAAGAAAAGACGUGAGAGCAAAACGACCAGCACACCAGAGCUACCGUCGCCCGCGCAAGUCGAGCAAACCCAAGGUUCGAAUGGUACACAAUUUGCGCCAGCUUUACCCACUCGCACGACUUCGGACUAUGUCUCACUUCCGGUCAUAGCCUCGACCAGUCGUGAACAAGGUUGCUCGAUAUGGGAUCCUACACUCUUCUCUGCGCCUCAUGAAGCCCAACACAUUCAGCUGGUCCGUACACCAGCUCUGGAUUUCCAGCAGGGUUUCAACCAACUUUCUGCUCAAAAUGAAGGUAUUCACGCAGUAGCGCUCCCAGAACCAAGUGCUAUCACAGGUUCCUGGCGUAUGCCAGAGACAGUUCCUAUAGCACGUGCAAGUCAGCACACCUCGACCACGCACCAAUCGAUCAACACUUCGAACAUGUCAUAUUCUGAUCAGCCUAACUCAUUCUUAGCUGGUUCUGAAUUGGUCCCCUCGACUCAACCUGGAUUCACAGAGACGGCACGGAUGGUGUUGAGUCAAAAUGGACGAUCAUUUGACGGUCUCUCGAUGCUGCUCCAAGCAGGUGAAUCGAUGCAGCUGCCUCACGAAGGAGAAGCCAACGAUAUUGAUGAGGAAAUUCCGAGGAACAGGUACGAUGAAUGUGCGGUUUCCGACGAUUACUCUCUGGGCACAAGACCGCAACUACUCGACACGAACUUUGGUCCCACGUUGUUGUCUGGCAUCAGUAAUAUUGGAAAGACGGUCAGAAUGCAAUACCUGAUCAACUACUACACCGAAGUCAUUUCGCCCGUCAUCGUUGCAUUCGAUAGUCCUACGAAUCCCUUUCGGACACAGAUAUUGCGUCUAGCAGAGAGCAGCGAAACUUUACAACAUGCCAUAGCCGCCUUGGCUGCCAGUAACUUGAGACAAAGACGAGGCAUUGGACUUCUAUCAACAGGAAAGACUGCACCAGCAAGGAGGUCAUCUUUUGCACAUGUUCACCUGACGAACGAAUAUGCGCAGAGUAUUCUUUCACCUGAAGAGCAAAUGCGGGAGGAGACACUUCACAAGCGCCUAGCGAUUGUCCAAUUGAAUCAACAGCUUAGCCAUCCAGUAUUGAGAAGAGACGACGCAACUCUUGCUACGCUCCUUAUGCUGUGUUUGUUUCAUGUCUGUGAUUCUGGUAUUGCCAAAUUUCAGACUCAAUUUGCUGGGGUACGAAAGCUUCUCGCUCUUAGAGGCGACGACGUCAAAAUAGGCAACGAAGACUCACGGUGGAUGUCCCGACUAUUUACAUGGUAUGAUGCAUUGGCCUCUACAGUCAAUGAUAGAGAAAGACAAAUAAGUGGUCAACUGCUAGAUAUGUCUGCGCUAGGCGGUGACUGGGCAUUGGAGAAUCUAGCAGGUAUUGAUGGACAGCUGUUCAAGGCUAUCUCCAAGUUGUCUAGACUUAAUCUGCUUCAGCAAGGAAAAACUGUGCAUCAGGGCGAUUGCUUCGUGCCUAUGCCCAUCUCUCCUGCUUACACGACAGAUGCGUAUUCCAUGCUGGACGGUAACGGGUGGAGGCAGAGCCCCCGAUCCGAUGGUCUAAGUGCUGAUUCUACAGAGCCUGAUACAAGUCAAGCGUUUUGGCGAGAAUGGCACGUUGUGAGGCAGGAACUCCUUUCAUGGCACCUCGACACCACGCUCUUUGAUUCUCUGAGCCGCGAGUCCUGUUACCUCACAAUGGAGCAGCGUGCAGACCUCGAGAACAUUUCACAGUCGUUCAGAUAUUCAGCCCUUCUCUACCUCGAAAGGCUAGCGCAACCAGGCCUCCCAUCUAGCGACGAAGCCAUCCAAAGAUGGGUUAGAAAGAGUCUGAGCCACAUCAAGGAAGUAAUUAGUGACGUCUACCUUUUGUGGCCUUUGUUUAUCACAGGCACCGAAUGCAUUGACGAGGAAGGGAAGAAUAUUAUUCGAGGACGAUGUGCAGAUAUUCAAAAGGAUUCUGGAUUUGUCAACAAUGCAAGCUGUUUGCAAUUGCUGGAAAAGGUUUGGCGAGCAAAUUCAUCCAAGUGGAGGUCUGGAGUUGAAGACGCAAGUGUAACAAACUCGAGUACGAGUUUUGAGAGGCACACUGACGGCACGUUUGUCUUCAGGGACGUCAUGAUUAAAGAGGCUGCAAGGACAGAAGGUGAAGGGGAAUAUAUUGUGAUUUAG